Messenger RNA from Paramormyrops kingsleyae, 1095 nucleotides. RefSeq names its product DNA-binding protein inhibitor ID-1-like. Gene Ontology annotation, molecular function: transcription regulator activity; protein dimerization activity. Gene Ontology annotation, biological process: cell differentiation; circadian regulation of gene expression; negative regulation of transcription by RNA polymerase II. Gene Ontology annotation, cellular component: nucleus; cytoplasm. The record is from RefSeq and is a predicted model, not a curated record. Lineage: Eukaryota; Metazoa; Chordata; Actinopteri; Osteoglossiformes; Mormyridae.
GGAAAGCCCGUACUAAUCCAAACUGUCAAAGUUUCAAAAAGCUGUUAAAUUCGGAUCUCAGCAGGAAAAACAACCGCAGUGUGUAAACUUUUUUUUGACUGCCAGCUGCAGAGAAGUAACCCUGCGCUUAUUCAUCGAAUCGUCGUCAGCGUUUGCUUCUGCAACUUCAAUUUGCUGCCUCAGCUUCUUGUUCCAAGAUCAGUAUAACGCCAAGAUGAAAGUUAUCGGAUCUACCUGCGCACUGAAGAACAAGGUUGGCAGCGAGGACGUCGUGCGGUGCCUGUCCGACCAGAGCCUUGCCAUCUCUAAAUGCAAAAUCCCGCUUCUGGACGAGCAGAUGAACGUAUUUCUUCAAGACAUGAACAGCUGCUACAGCAAGCUGAAGGAACUCGUGCCUACUCUGCCACCUAACAAGAAAGCCAGCAAGAUGGAGAUCCUGCAGCACGUCAUUUAUUACAUCUGGGACCUCCAGGUAGAGCUCGACUCGCCGGAGAUGAGCCGUCAACAACCUAGCAAUGGAUCAACCCUCAGCCGCACUCCACUGACAACCCUAAACGCAGAGCUGAAGAGCGUCUCUGUCGAGAAUGGAUGCACCGACGACAGAAUUCUGUGCCGCUGAUUUGAAAGCUGGAAACCACCGUGAUGCGCGUAAAACCAGCUAUAUUAACAAUAUGGUCGAAACGGCUCCCUUGAAUAAAAAGGGGAACUGCAGAACAUUCCCAUGAUGUCCCAAAAAAUCCCCGUAUGAACUGAAAGUGAAGAGGAACUGUGCAUAACAAAGUCGUUGUUCAGAAGAACUUCAUGGUCCAGACGGAGGGGCACAGAGUCCAGGGGAGAUGAGGGCAGCAUCCCGACCCGCUGCUUAGAAUGGACUCAACAAAAAAGACUUGCUCCUUUCCCCCCCCUCCCUUCACUUUUUUUGUACUUUUUGCUAAAUUUACGCGUAGAUGAGAUUUUAUAUUUUGUAAAAAAUGACAACUUCUCAGAUUGCUGAGUUAAUCUGUAUUGUAUAUUACAAUGCUUUAAGAUGUGAAGAUGUUUUUAUUAAAAUGUACGUAAAUGGUGUUUUUAUUAAAACGAAAUAUUUUGAAAUGA